AUGAAGACGACGUCUAUGAGAAUCAAUGGUUCACAAAAUCGACAUCAGUCGAGUUUAACGAAAUUCAUUAAAAAACCAUGCUUACUAACACUGCAUAUCAUGUGUACAUUGGUAAUUUUGACGAUAAAUUCAAGCUCUAGUUGGAUCAUUUUUUAUGAUUUAUAUGAACAAGUUCCUGGUCUAGUGUUUGAUAAAAUAUCGAUAUUUCUAAUCGUAGGUUAUAUAUUUCUCAAUGUUAUUGAACUGAUGCUAAGUAUCCUGGAACUAUUUCUCUGGAUAAACAUUAUAAAGAGGAGAUUCGUACUGUGGAUUCUUACUGACUGUGUAACUGUUUUGAAUAUUUUCUUAGCUGAAAUUCCAUUAGGUAUUCUAAAUGUUUAUGUCUGCGCUUGUCAAGAAUCUACCAUUUCAGUUGGCUUUCUGGCUAAGGGAGUAUUCAGUGUCUUGUUUAUAUGCUUUCGUCUGUUAAUCUGUUGUAUUUCAUAUAUCUAUGAAAAAUCGAACUAUAUGUACACUGGUUCGAUAAAUAAUUCACCGAAAGAAAGUGAUUGUUUACUUGGAAGUGAAAAAUUUGAUGAAGAGAUUGAUGAGAAUUGGUCCAGUCUAAUGGAAAAUUCAAUAUGGAAACAAAGUCACUGGUCGUUGAUUCGAUUCCUGUUAAUGACAGGUUUCCUUUCUUUAAUCAUUUAG
Molecule: messenger RNA, 690 nt
Organism: Heterobilharzia americana
Lineage: Eukaryota; Metazoa; Platyhelminthes; Trematoda; Strigeidida; Schistosomatidae
Source: the annotation of a GenBank genome assembly